Messenger RNA from Protopolystoma xenopodis, 498 nucleotides. Lineage: Eukaryota; Metazoa; Platyhelminthes; Monogenea; Polystomatidea; Polystomatidae. The record is from the annotation of a GenBank genome assembly.
AUGUUACGCCUCGGUCUCAGUUCUAGACGCGAUUCAAAACCAAUUCCUUCACCAUGCUUUCAUACCCUUCAUUUAGUUUGGAAGGGCGGUUGGAUUUUUGGGUUUACCAGUGAAUAUGCAAGUACCCCCAUUCUAGCCGCAUCCAGAGAUUUCCAUUUCUCUACUGCCACGUCCAGUCGGGCCAUUCCAUCUAAUAAGGCUCAACUGAAAAACAUUGACUUUGGAAAGCAACCGAUGCUCACUUCUCCUGUUUGCCAGCUUUUUAAAGAACCGGACAUCUGUUUAAUUAUAUCAGACGAUGACUCCAAUGAAGAAGAGAAAAUCAAGAUUAACAAAGGAAAUAAAAACAAAUGCUCUUCUUUCUAUCUGCCAGAAGAGGCGCUUGGUUCUUGUAAACAGAAGAAUGCUUUUCGCAAAGUCUUGGAAUAUUGCUUGUCGCCAGAGUUAGCUGAAUCCAACAUAACCACUGGAGACAAGAAUAACCAGGACGUAGGAUAA